This is a messenger RNA of Gadus macrocephalus (Pacific cod), 6256 nucleotides long. RefSeq names its product cyclin dependent kinase 13 (gene cdk13). The transcript has 14 exons. Gene Ontology annotation, cellular component: cyclin/CDK positive transcription elongation factor complex; nucleus. Bases 1000 to 5259 code for a protein of 1419 amino acids. Gene Ontology annotation, biological process: transcription elongation by RNA polymerase II; positive regulation of transcription elongation by RNA polymerase II; protein phosphorylation. Gene Ontology annotation, molecular function: RNA polymerase II CTD heptapeptide repeat kinase activity; ATP binding; cyclin-dependent protein serine/threonine kinase activity. NCBI's taxonomy places the organism in Eukaryota, Metazoa, Chordata, Actinopteri, Gadiformes, Gadidae. The record is from RefSeq and is a predicted model, not a curated record.
UGACCGAAAAGCACAAGGCCUACAGUUUGAAAGCUCUCGGGGGGUGCAGCGAACAGCAAACGCUAGCUACUUUGCGAACAAAGUUUACGAUUUCUUUUUGAAAAUCAAACAUAUUUAUCAGUCCCACUUGAACCUGAAAUUGCUCUAAAACGCUUUGUCGGACGCCCCGGCUGCCAAACAGGAAUACCGUCUCGAUCGGAUAUGCGGACGCAAAUGUGCUUUUGAAUGGCAUUGUUGUGCUGUAUCUCGCCGGAGUGGACUUGAACUCCACGCCAGGAGAAAGGAAGGCUAGCUUAGCGGAUGCUAACUUGCUCGCGACCUGCCACAGGCAACCUACAGCCAGCUCGCGUGCUACUCUACUUCCUGGUUGCACACUGGGAGCGUGUUAUGGGAGCCGUGAAGAAGUUUGUGGACCGGGAGCAUGUAUUUUAUUCACUUUAACUCCGCGUGAACGAAUGGAUUCUACGGUCUCUGUGUGCCGCGUCGUGGCGUGAGAAGCCCGUGUGUGUGUGUGAGAGAUCUGAAAGCUCUUCGGGCCCUGAGUGGAGCGGAAUGCGACUGUCUAGUUUGGGACACAAUUGCUAGCUAGUGUGCGGCUAGCUAGCCGGAUCGGCUAGCCGACAGCUUGUCCACGAAGCAGAGGUGCACAAUGAUUGUAUUGUUGUGUGUUUGACUCGACUUCUUGGUAAACUUGAUUUGCAAACCGAGGCGAUGCUGUUCCUGUGUAGAGAGUGUGGAGGAACAUCAGUAGAUCACUUCAUAGGGUCAGCGGCUAUCCUCCAGUGAGCUACUUUAGGAAUGCUAUCGCUAGGCUACCACUCGGCUAGCUGGGUGGCUGUGUGAUUGUUAAUUUUCUGGAAGGUUAGCAGCUAGCUUGCUAUACGGCUGGCCAAAUGUUGUGCUACGUGCGUUGGGGAGUUUAGUUGAGUGGGCAGAGACACUACGGAGAACAACCGCCCCCCCCACAAGCCGUGAGUGUAUCUUAUAUUUUCUAAAUAAAUGCCUAACACAGAGGUACUCCGGGAGGCUCGGGGGAGAAGCCCCUCUUCACAGAGGAAUGCUAAGCGACAGGAGAGGCGCAGUAAACCUGGAGGCGGCGGCGUGGAGCGAGAGGGGCACCGAGAGAAGAGGCGCUCGUCAGUGUCUCGGAAGAAGAAACGCCGACAGCCCAGGGACCCGCUGCCCGUCGGCACGUCGGAGCUGCCCGUCAGCGGACGGAAAGGCACUUUGGAAAGGGAGAGCGAGCUCCAGACUUUGGUGGAGUACGACGACGUGAGCUCGCAGUCGGAACGCUUCUCUGGAAGCCCGUCUCCCAAACUUGACCCGCAUGCUGAUCGACUCUCUGUCGACCGGCACAGCGAGAACGACGUCGAAUAUAACGGACCUGCGUCCCCUGGUCGGAGGCACCAGCGGGACAGGGACGCAGUGCUCCCGGCAAAAGACGCCCCGGCGGCCAGGGGCACCUCAGAUAGGACUAGGCCGGAGAAGGAGCCCCGAAGAAAGGAGCGACAGAGUCACGAACGGGACUCCUCUAAAGUUCGGGGUGGGAGUGCGUUGAGUGGCUCUAAAAACAGGGACUCUUCCAGGAGUAGUGACAGAAAUGGCAAAAAGUCAACGGCAGCCCAGCCGACCGUGGUCCCCGCGGAGAAAAGGGAUGUGAAACGACACAAAAGCGCAACGAGGUCUGACAGACCCGAGAAGGAACCGCCAUCUGCGUAUAGAGAAGCUCCACAGUCUUACCGGGAUGACCGGGAAGAGGUCAGGGGUUAUCGGAGGAGCCCCGUUUUAAAGUCUGAGAGCCCCUACGGUACUUCGUAUCCUUAUGGUUACCAGUCCCCCAGUGGGUACAACCAGCCGAUCUCUAGGAGGAGCCCCACGUACGGCAAUAAGAGGCUUUCCCCGAGCUCCGCGUACUACAGCCGGGACCCGGAUUUCUACCAGAGCUACGGCGCCUCCAAGUCUCCCAGCUCGUAUCCGAGCAGCAAGAGGAGGCGGUCUCCGACCAGCCCUGCCACCUGGCGUAGGUCACCCAGCUUUGGACGCCACAGUCCCUACGAACAGGGAGAGUUCGGCAACAGGAAGUCCCGGAGCCCGUACAGAAAAUCACGGAGUCCGAGUCCCGAAGUCAGGCGCCCGGCGAGGUCCCGCAGCAGGAGCCCGUUCGCGUCGACGCGACCCUCGCGGUCCCGCAGCCACCACCGCCACUCGCGCUCCCGCAGCCGGCCCUCCAGCCUCUCCCCCAGCACCAUCACCUUCAAGACCAGCCUGGCGGCGGAGCUCAGCAAGCAGAAGAAGGCCAAGGCCGCUGAGGCCGCCGCCAAGGCCAAGACCUCCAGCAACGCCUCCACCCCCACCAAGGGCCACUCCACCUCCGCGGCCCACCAGCCCAGCCCCAAGACCAACCACCACACCUCCAGGAAGGGCCGGCCGCCCUCGCCGCCACAGCCUCCGCAGGGGCCCAAGACGCCCCCGUCCAGCCAGCCCCAGUCCCCCGCCGAGCGGCCCGCCAAGAGAAGCGCGGAGCCCCCUAAGGAGCGCGAGAGGGAAGGGAAGGGGAAGGAGGACAAGAGGAAGGCGCCGCCGGUGGUGAUGAAGGACAAGCAGGGGGCCGCAGCGGGCCCACUCCUCGCCGCGCUGGCGUCUAUGCCGCUACCCCACGCUGUUGUCGAGCACAUGGACAAAGGAGAAAGCCUGAAGGACGGCACGCUCUCAGGAAAGAAGAAGCUGGAACGCAAAUCCCGCCAGCUUCUGACGGACCUGCCCCUUCCCCCCGAGCUUCCCGUGGGCAUCAGCUCCCCCGCUUCGACCCACAGCCCCGCGGAGGAGAAGAAGAACCAUCUCCCGCGCCGCAGGCCCAAGAUCUGUGGAUCCCGGUUUGGUGAGAUCAAAGAGACGGAGAUCGACUGGGGCAAACGCUGCGUGGACAAGUUUGAGAUCAUCGGAAUCACGGGCGAGGGCACGUACGGCCAGGUGUACAAAGCUAAGGACAAGGACACGGCUGAGAUGGUGGCUCUGAAGAAGGUUCGCCUGGACAACGAGAAGGAGGGCUUCCCUAUCACCGCCAUCAGGGAGAUCAAGAUCCUCCGACAGCUCAACCACAAGAGCAUUAUCAACAUGAAGGAGAUCGUCACGGACAAAGAGGACGCUCUGGACUUCAAGAACGACAAAGGUGCGUUCUACCUGGUGUUUGAGUACAUGGACCAUGACCUGAUGGGGCUGCUGGAGUCCGGUCUGGUCCACUUUAACGAGAACCACAUCAAGUCGUUCAUGAGGCAGCUGUUGGAGGGGCUGGACUACUGCCACAAGAAGAACUUCCUGCACCGAGACAUCAAGUGCUCCAACAUCCUCCUCAACAACAAGGGUCAAAUCAAGUUGGCGGAUUUCGGUCUUGCUCGACUGUACAACUCAGAAGAGAGCCGGCCGUACACCAACAAGGUGAUCACCCUGUGGUACCGGCCUCCGGAGCUGCUGCUGGGGGAGGAGCGCUACACGCCGGCCAUCGACGUCUGGAGCUGUGGAUGUAUUCUGGGGGAACUGUUCAUUAAGAAGCCCAUUUUCCAAGCCAACCAGGAGCUGGCCCAGCUGGAGCUCAUCAGCCGUAUCUGUGGCAGCCCCUGUCCCGCCGUGUGGCCAGAUGUGAUCAAACUUCCCUUCUUCAACACCAUGAAACCAAAGAAACAGUACCGAAGGCGCCUACGCGAAGAGUUUGCCUUCAUCCCGUCCUCGGCGCUGGACCUGUUCGACCACAUGCUGAACCUGGACCCCAGCAAGCGCUGCACUGCGGAGCAGGCGCUGGGGAGCGAGUUCCUGAAGGACGUGGACCCCGACAAGAUGCCCCCCCCAGACCUCCCCCUCUGGCAGGACUGCCACGAGCUCUGGAGCAAGAAGCGCCGGCGUCAGAAGCAGAUGCCCGAGGAGCCGGCGGCCCCCAAGGCCCCGCGGAAGGAGCUGGGCCUGGACGACAGCCGCAGCAACACGCCCCAGGGCUUCCCCGCACCCGGGCCUCUCAAGGCCCCGGCCGCGGCUGCCUCCGCGCUGCUGGACCCCAAGGGCCCCAGCUCCCAGCUCACCCAGGAGCAGCUGGCCGUCCUCCUCAACCUCCUCGGCCAGCCCAAGGGCGCCGUCAACCCCGCCCAGUUCGUCCAAGCCAUGAGUUCAAAGGUCAACCAGGAGACCCUGCAGCAGCUGUCCAAGGCCCUGGCGCCGGGCGAGCCGCCCGCCGAGCCGGGCCCGCCCCCCCCUCCUCCACCCCCCCAGGGCCCCCCCGUCAAGCCUCCGACGUCGUCCUCCUCCUCCGGCGCUCCGAGCGGAAUGCCCCGCACGCCGCCGCUGCCCAAGCCCCCGUCCACGCCGCCCCCCCCCUCCUCCUCCUCCUCCUCCUCCUCGAUGGCGUCGGCCCCCGAGGGGGAGGCGGCGGCGGCGGCGGCCACGCAGACGGCCAUGACCAUGCUGCUGGCCCAGCUCCUCCAGGCCCAGCAGGGGGUCCCCAGGCCCGAGCCCCCCGGGGAGGGGGCGGAGCCGCAGGAGAGCGCCGCCCCCCCCCCCUCCUCCUCUUCCUCCUCCAGCGGCUCCGCGGGGGCAGGUCCCGGCACGGCGGCGCUGCCUGCCUUACAGGACGCCAAGCGGCCGCCGGAGCCCCGUCAGGUCUCCCCAGCGUCUGAGGUGGGGGCUAUGCCGAUCCUCCCUCCAGACCAGAGACCCCCAGAGCCCCCGGAGCCCCCACCCCACGCCGACCUGGACUACCGCCAGGCCCCCCCGGACCUGAAGACCACCCAGCCCACGGCCCCGGUCACCCCCGCCGGGUUCGGGGACAGCUACAUGGGUCACCUGAUGGGCGGCGGUCUGCCACUCCACGCUCUGAGGGAGGUGUUCAGCGGCGCCGGCCCUCCUCCCCCGGGCCCCGCCUCCUCCUCCUCCUGCAACACGGCUCUGUCGUUGUCGUCGGCCGGCGGGGCCCCCAUGGGGGUCCGCCCGGAGCCCUACCCCCAGAACCCUGCCGGGCCCCCCGGGGGCAUGGUGUUCACCGGGGACAAGGACCACCGCUUUGAGUACAACCACAGCCCCGGGGAGGGGCCGCCCUGCCCCCUCCCCCCCCACCUGUACAACCACGCCAUGGGCCGGCCCGACGGCCCGCACGCCCCGGCCUGGGGCUCCCCCUCCCAGGCCGGGGCGCCCCCCCCGUCCCUGCCCCUGCCCCUCGGCUACGUCCCGCACGUGAACUCGACGGCCGCCCUCAGGGGGCGGGGCCUGCCGUUCUGAUAGGACGAGAGGGGCGAGUGAAGGGCGGGCGACAUCCAGGCGGCAGGGCUCUGAUUAAAUGGAACGUGAGGAGGACUCGACCCGAGCACAUGGAGCCUCUGAGGCGCGGGGAGAUGCGUUCUUGAUUUGUAUUAACUUAAAGGCGGCGGCGUGUCUCUCCUCCCGUCUGGCCACGGAGGUCGCGGCCACACACACAGGCGGGCUUUUCUUGCUCGUAACCAUUUUCAUAUUUUUUUGUAAUCUAUUCUGCUGUCUUUUAAAUUAAACUUUUACCUACUUUGAGUGUACAUUUACCAUGCCAGGCAUAUUUUAAACCUCUCUAAUUGCCCAGGGGCCGACUAGUAUUAAAGGUUUUGCACUACUGACCCAAGUAGGCGGAGAACUAUUUUAGCUAUGAAAUGAGAUGAGAUGACCCAACCACGUGUUCCCCCCUCCCUCUUGGGACGCGGUUGUCAAGGCGACCCGCCGCCUCCAUAUGGAUCCACUCCACUGUUCAGGGCGAAUCAAGUGCAAGCGAAAGGUCCAAAACGAAUGUACGUUCGGCUACUAAUAUGCCGAGCCCAGCCCUCCCCCACCCACCCAUCGGAGUCCAACAACGCUGCUUUUUUUUUUUUUAACCGGAGAGAGUGGAGGACAAGGUGUUCAAUGAGUUCUGAUGGUGCUAUUAGUGGGAGUCAAGUGUGACGGCACAUCGUGAAGGAGCUGCUGGGCAGGGGUGGGCUCUGAAACAUACGUCUGUCUGGUCCCGCGUCGACAGGGAAGAAGCGGCAGCACUUAGGACCCCUCGGAAGAACCAGCUGAAUGACUCGAUGGAGGAGGGCUGGAUUUGUACUGGUUUUUUGAUUCUGUUGUAAGUGGACCCAACACAUGAAUUAUGACUUUCAGACGGACACACAGGCAAUGAAAGGUUGUUUUUGUUUUUUACUAAAAAUGUUUGUCCCUCCCCUGCCCUACCUCUUCCUUCCUUGGCAAAUGUUUAUUAAAGAAAUGCCAACGA